Messenger RNA from Exaiptasia diaphana, 2519 nucleotides. RefSeq lists its product as uncharacterized. The record is from RefSeq and is a predicted model, not a curated record. Lineage: Eukaryota; Metazoa; Cnidaria; Anthozoa; Actiniaria; Aiptasiidae. Bases 53 to 1753 code for a protein of 566 amino acids. The transcript has 4 exons.
CUGGCAGGUCUUGUACGGUUGUUUUCAUGUUUUCAAGGCCGACCGAUUCACCAUGGAAAACCUACAGUGUUUCAACUGUCAUCACACAAACUUAUCUCACGAUAGUGUGUUUAAUGUCAGUGAAGUUCGUAAAACUUUUGUGACUCCAAAUGCCUCAGAAAGAGAGCUUGUUUCAUCGGACUCACAACAAAAUGGCGCUACUGACAGUGACAAGGAAAAUUUAUUUCAUGUCGUGUGUGCCGAUUGUAUCUACGACAGACUACAAGUMUGCCAAGUUUGCUUUGUUAAAGCUCCACUGUGUAUGUUUAAAGUUGGAGAAUGGUUUAACGACAGAGAAUGUCGAGUUUGUAUCAAUUGUUCGGCCGCUAAAGACUCCUUAAAACUCCUUCAAGAAGGUUGCGCAAUGGAAAAUUUAAUUCACCAGUGUUUUCAUUGCGGCCAUUUCAGAUAUUUACAAUCGUUUACGAUAUCUUCAAAGUGCAGUGUUGAUAAAAUACCACGGGAAUGUUUGAGUUGUUUGUUGARAUCCGAUAUCAAGCAAUACAAAGACGACUUACACAAGAAGUAUGAGAAUAAACUAAGGGAAGARCCUGUACUAGGGAACGAUAGGACAGCUGUUGCCAGCAGCCAGAGUAGGGUACAACCAGCUGCGGUAUUGUCAUACGCUUCUGUUGUCACUAAAGGAUCUUCUGGAAAUGAUUCGGAACAAUACAACACUAAAGACGCUGCCAUAUUCAAUGGUGAAGGCGGUUGUGUGACAGAGAGAAACAAGAUGUUGAAAUUGACUACAUUCAGUGCUGUGAUCAACGAGUCUAUUUGUAAGACAGUGCUGAAAGCUCUCAAGUAUUCAUUCCACCAACUGGAAGAGAAGACAAAACUGGAACUACAGUUAAUGCAACUYGACCCACAACUGUGUCAAGGAAUUUUACGAGAUAAACUUAUCAGAGUUUCKCAUCGKUUUUCAAAGCAAGGGACACAACAGACAUUGUUUGACGAUCCUGAGUCUCGUUGGGCYUACAUGGGGACUUAUACAGUAGCACAUGCAAGUCUUGUCCUGGCAACGUUACAGUCUGGGAUUUUCCCUCCUUUGGAUGAAUUAGUUAAGAAAAUGAAAAGGGAAAGCAGGUCUCAAGUAUGUUGCUUUGGUGCUGGUCCAGGUAGUGAAGUACUUGGAUUGUCACCAUGYCUUCCYUCUGAUACCCAGUGGAUAUUACUUGAUAAYUGUAAUGGAUGGGAACAUCUUGCUAAUGUACUACUUACAAAGACUUCUGGGAUGGAAUUCCAGUAUGGCAUGUGCRAUGUGUCACAGAAACUACCCGUCAAGAUGAAUCUUCUUGAUUUUCCAUAUUCAGUGUUUUCUAAGGCCAAGUUGAUGAUGUUUGUGAAGUUUAUCUCAGCUGUUCAAAACUUGGCAGGGGCCAGGAAAUACUUGAGUACUAUCUUGAAGACAGCAAGCCCUGGGACAAUGUUUCUAUUUAUUGAUAAUGCCCACAUCCAAACCAAACACUUCAUUGAAGACUUGGUUUUUGGCAGUGGAAAGUAUGUUGAUAAUGGAGACUUCAAAGAGAAUGACUUUUUCACUUUGUACACAACAUAUGCUGAACUCAAGUCUGAAGAUGAYKCUGAGAAGUCAUCCUUGCUAUGUGAAUGGGUUGGGUAUAUUACUUAYUGGCUUGAUCGCUGGCCCAUGCUGGACCUAAGAGUCAAUGUGCUUCUUGCCAUUAAAAAGAACAAAACUGACAUGAAGAAGUAGGGGCUGAACAUGGCAUGUUCUACAGRUGCUUGAGUAUCCAUACACAAUGCCAUUACCUCGUAURCUUUGUUUUGAAAGUAUUCAGUGAUUUGAAUGUGUUGUUUUUCAAGACAUUGCUACCUACAAGUAGCCUCCUGUACAGGGAUCUAUGUACUUUCUAUAAUUAUCAAGUAGAACUGGGUGCACAGCUGCUGUAGUUUUGUAUUUUAAUGCAAUAGAUUUUCCUAUAAUAGUAAUUUAAGAAGUGAUUCGGCAUUAGAGGAUCCCAAUAGUACUCAUAUAAAUGAAAAUAUAUUCGAAUUUGCCUUCAAUGAUAGUCAACUCUAUUAUUAACUGCCUUUCUCUACUCCAACACUCCAAACAAUAAGCCACUCAUAGUUUUACAAUACUGCUGCUUGGGUGAGGAUACUGUAAUAAUUUAUCAUAUAAAUAUCCAUGAAAUACCGUCCUAUAUUUCUCGCUUAAAAAAGAGCAUGUUUUUUAUUCACGAUACCUCUAUACAUCAGAGUUACGGUAAAGAAAAUUUAAUGUAAUACAUGGUUUGUUUUCUUAGAUAAUUAUGAUAAACAGAGUAUUACAUGGUAACUUGGAGAUGUGUUGAAAUCUCCCUUAAAUGAACGUAGCAAUUUAUUGGUAGUUAUAGUAGUUGUAGAUAUUUCCAACAAUUGAAGAUAAAAUCUGUAUCUCUGCGAUGAAUAUCCUCUAUUUCAAUAACAAAGAGAGCAAUGAAGAGGCACAAUAUUUACUCUUAUGAAUAGUCGAUCUC